UAGAGCAAUCCUCAGAAGCAAAGUUUAUAUAGAGCUAUUCAAAAGUGUUUCUCUUGUAGUCUUGUGCAUGACUUGAUUGGCUACCCAAGUCCUGAAAAAAGAAAGGAAUGAUUUUGUAUGAGAAAUAAACUUGAAUUUGAGAGUAUGACUUGUAAGUGAAACAAUACCUUAGCGGGCAGCUGGUCAUUUUGAUUUGUUGGCCAUCCUGAGCCCGGCAACACAACAGAAGUACAGAACUCUACAUUGUUAAUCCAAAAGUUAAUGCAAGUGAAUGACCCGCACAUGCUCGUCUUAAUUUUAAACAAUUAAUCUCUAUCAUUAGAGUUGGCAAAAGGAUAAUAUGUCCAACGAGAAAUCUCAUGCAGUAAAAUUUAAAAUAAACUUAGGUGCUAUUCUGUUAGUGGUGAACUUUGAUUCUAAGUAAGAUUGAGCUGAUGUCUCGUUAUUAAAUCAACUCAUGAUGCUGAUGUAUAAUAUCUCCCUCUUUUAUUAAAUUUUCCAUGACUAAUCUGCCAUAUACUGAUGAAUAAGCAGCAAAUAAAUGCAGAUGAUUCAGAGUUUCCAACCUUAAGCAUAUUUGUUUAUCUAGACAGAAACAGGGUAAUGAUAUAGCUGGCACUGAAGGAAAUAAAAUUACAGUGGAAUGCUGAAGGAUUAAUUUGCAUGUCCAUGUUCUUAAGAAAGCAAAAGAGAAUCUUGGCUCACUAUACACCAACAAGAGCGAGUUCAGGGCUGAAUUCCAUAAAGUGGUGAAUCACAUGACAAGUGUUGAAGAAUUUGAGGCUGCCUGGGUAUACUUGUUGAAAAAUACAAUUUGAAGUCCCACAAUUACAAGACAAGCCAGUUCGAGAUACGUCGCAAAUGGGCAUCAAGCCCAAUGCAUGUGUUCGUCCGUCAGUACACGAGGCUACAAUUCGACCGGGGAUCAGAUGAAAGCUACCAAGAAAACAGGACAAGGAUUAGUAGUGCUAUGAUGAGGACAAACGUUGCUAUCGAAAGGCACGCGAGUAAGGUUUACACGAGAAAGAUGUUCGAACAAUUUGGUGAGAAUCUGUUUGAAGGUGGAUCAUACCAAGUCGAGGAGAUUGAAAAGAAAAAGAAAAAUAUCGCAAGGCACAACGACGCCUUAAAACGAGAGAAGUGGAGUAAGGUCGAAUACGAGGUGACCAUAUCAGAUGAAGUUGACUGGUUUGAAUGUGAAUGUGGGCAGUUUGCCCACAUGGGAAUGCUUCGCUGCCAUGCUUUGAAGGUGGUGAACCACGUUGGUGUACCGGAGAUACCCAAGCGGCACAUCCUAAAAAGGUGGGCGAAAGAUGAUAGAGACAUCUUGCCACAACACAUAGCUCACUUUCAAAAGGAUCAGGCUGCGAAUCAAUGUUUUACCUGUCGGAGCUCAACCCUGUACCUGCACGCCAUGGAACUGGUGAGGAUUGGAGACUCAUCAAUCUCUGCCUACGAGCUCGUAUUUGGGAGGAUCAAGGACUUAAUCGUAGAGGUAUCUCCGCUGGCGGAAAAGACGGAUGGUCUAGGAAUUGAGGAUAGGAUAGCUGCUGAAUCAAGUCGAAAGAACAAUGGCUCAGUAGGGGCAAUCAUAAACAUUGAUGCACAGAUGGGUGACAAUGAGAACAGCAUGACUGCGUCUGGCAAUUGGGAUGCCCUCGCUGGUUUGUCUGCUCCAAGCAAGAAGCAUGGUGUUGGCCGGCCGUGCUCGAGCAGAGAGAAAGUGUCAUACGAAGGCUUGAGUAAGCGCACAAGGUUGUGCAGUAUAUGCAAGUUCCCAGGGCAUAAGAGGACAAUCUGCCUGUGCCAAAACAACCUCGCAAGACUGUUACGUGCAAGAACUGUUGUGUGAUGGGACAACGUCGCACCUCCUGCAUGAGGCCGCUUGUGCCCAACGCUUAGGACUUUUUUCAUACCAUGUGUAAAACUAUAAUAAUCGAGGAUUUUCUAGAGCGUUACUUGUGUCUGAACUUCCCCGCUUGUUCCUCCUGA
This is a messenger RNA of Triticum aestivum (bread wheat), 1992 nucleotides long. RefSeq names its product protein FAR1-RELATED SEQUENCE 6. The record is from RefSeq and is a predicted model, not a curated record. Lineage: Eukaryota; Viridiplantae; Streptophyta; Magnoliopsida; Poales; Poaceae. Bases 878 to 1852 code for a protein of 324 amino acids. The transcript is spliced from 3 exons.